CGCAAGUCCUGCUGGACUUGCAGCAGGCAUGGAGGAGGAAUUUCUCUGGGUGGGUGGCUGGGGGGGACUGCAGCUUAGCCCAUGGUGUGUGGUGCGAUGCCGAAGGCAUGGUGUCUGCAAUCCGUCUGUACAACGUAGGCUUAACUGGAUCCAUUCCAGAUUCCAUCAGUGCCUUGUACGAGCUGACCUUUUUUGAUGUCAGUUCGAACAACCUCACUGGCCGUCUCCCUCCAACAGUGGGCAAUCUCACUCUUCUUUAUUACUUUGAUGUCAGUUCGAACAACCUCACUGGCCGGCUCCCUCCAACAGUGGGCAAUCUCACUCUCGUUAUUUUGGACAUAUCUGAUACUGGAAUCACAUGCCCUCCUGACUACAGCAGCUGUGUGGUCCCACAGAACACUUCAAGUUUUUUUUGCAGGCAGUGUGGUUCCUUCUGCACCACAUGUGUCAAGCCACCACCAG
Molecule: messenger RNA, 462 nt
Organism: Closterium sp. Naga37s-1
Lineage: Eukaryota; Viridiplantae; Streptophyta; Zygnematophyceae; Desmidiales; Closteriaceae
Source: the annotation of a GenBank genome assembly